This is a messenger RNA of Nothoprocta perdicaria, 877 nucleotides long. RefSeq names its product 6-pyruvoyltetrahydropterin synthase (gene PTS). Gene Ontology annotation, cellular component: mitochondrion. The transcript has 6 exons. Gene Ontology annotation, molecular function: 6-pyruvoyltetrahydropterin synthase activity. The coding region runs from base 1 to 510 and encodes 169 amino acids. Gene Ontology annotation, biological process: tetrahydrobiopterin biosynthetic process. Lineage: Eukaryota; Metazoa; Chordata; Aves; Tinamiformes; Tinamidae. The record is from RefSeq and is a predicted model, not a curated record.
AUGCCGGCGCCGCGCCCGCCCGUGCGGGCCCGCCCGUAUCUGCGUGCGUGCACAUGUGUGCACACACGCGUGUGUGCCUGCCCCUAUGCGCGUGUGGGCGCCCGCGUACGCACGUGCGGGCGUGUUGUUCUCUGCAGCAAAGCGCUGAGUGACGAGGAGAACGCGAAGCUCUUCGGGAAGUGCAAUAAUCCCCACGGGCACGGGCACAACUACAAAGUUGUAGUCACUGUGCGUGGAGAGAUUGAUCCAGUCUCAGGAAUGGUUUUAAACCUGACAGACCUGAAAGAAUAUAUGCAGGAGGCAAUCAUGGAGCCACUUGACCACAAAAACCUGGAUAAGGAUGUGCCCUACUUCGCUGAGGUUGUGAGCACCACCGAGAACGUUGCAGUGUUCAUCUGGGAAAACCUCAAGAAGCUCCUGCCCAUGGGGACUCUUUAUAAAGUCAAAGUGUAUGAAACGGAUCAGAAUGUUGUCGUGUACAAAGGAGAAGAAACCAUCUCUGAGAAGUGAGCUUAAGCUCAAUUGACCAGAAACCCCACUGCCUAAUCACAUCAGUGAAUUAUUUCAGCCCUGUGCACAUUGUCUCUUACAUGUAGACAUCGAUUAUGCAUUUCGUAAGGACAAGAAUGCUAUUUUACAAGAAUUCUUGCAGCAAUCUGGCAGUAGAGGUUCACAGAAUUUGUUGAUUUCUCUGCUUUUUUUCCAAGACAUUCCUGUUUUGUGCAACCAUCAAGCUGGUGUAAAAACCGUAGUUGUACUACGUUAGAUAAAGCAGCUUUCUGCUUUAUCUGUAGAUAAAUUGUCUGGAAAAGUGUAUAUCUCUUGCAGUCAGAAAAGGCUUUGAUUUUCCUAAUUAAAUAUUGGAUUAACUUAUGGA